AUGUCAUUCACGUGUUACGCUACAAAUUUGUCUUCAUCAUCUAUUUAUCUUAUUUCUUUAUCUGAAUUUUGGUAUCUGAAAUUUUUUGUUGGAUGUAGUAUUCUUAUGGCGCGUGAUAAUAUAUUAUUUGAACGAAAAAAUGUAUUUAUAAAAGAGCAAUUAUUACAAACAGAAGCACAAGCAACAGGAGCGCGUGAUGAAAUCACUGGAACAAUAAGCAUUGUUGAACAUGAACGUAACCAAUUCUUUCGUUUCAUACCAUUUGGUCUUGAAAAUGUUGGAAUAGAUGAUUGGGCAUUAGUUACUAAUGGUCAUUCAAUAGUUUCGUUUAAAAAUCGAGGUAAAGAUAAUGAUACUCUAUCGGUGUCGCCAAAUCCAUCAUUGAAAUUUCGUUAUCAUUUUAAUAUAAACAAUAUACGAAGUGUACGCCGAAAUCAUAUGUUACAGAGUAUUUAUUAUCUGGUUAUUGUACUUAAAGAUGGUACAAAGUUACCAUCAUUUCAUUUUAAUCUUGGCGGAAGUCGAGAACUUUUACAAUUAUUACUUAAAUAUCUCCCACUUGAAAAGUCAAUACAAGACAAUCAAUUGUAUGUUAUAAAAGAGGAUUUUGCGCACGAAACUACAACAGAACCUAUCAGUGUUUUUGAUCAAUUGAAUUUAUUUGAUGAUUCACAUAAUAUGAUGAAACGGAUUAAAGGCACUGAUCCACGUCGUAAAACGAUUGAACGAUUUUCUAAAGUGACAAAUUUUCUUAAAGAUGCUUUUCUUGGUCAAAAUGAAUUUAUUCCAAUAAAUGAUAAUUCUGAUAGUGUAAUGGGUGCUGAUGUUAAUGCUCUUAUGGAAUCAUUUAGUAAAGAUUUACGUGAAUCAAAUAAUGAUGGCUUUGAAGUUAUCUAUAAGGUUGAUUUUAAAAAUUUACCUGAAGUAACACGUUGUCAACCAUUGACCAGCAAAGAAUGGCAAAUGUUCUUCGAUAAUGACGGACGUAUUAUAGAUGUUAAAAAAGUAAAAGAACGUAUUUUUCGUGGUGGAUUAGAAUCAAAUAUGUUGAGACGUGAAAUAUGGAAAUUUUUAUUAAAUUUUUAUUCAUGGUCAUCAACUCAGGAUGAACGCAUUGCAAUAGCUAAACAAAGAUCAUCCGAAUAUUUUGCAAUGAAAUUGCAAUGGAAAACAAUGAAUGAACAGCAAAAACAAAGAAAUUGUCUAUUUCGAGAACGAGAAUCAUUAAUUGAAAAAGAUGUAAUACGUACGGAUCGAACUCAUGAAUAUUUUCAUGCUGAUAAUAAUAUUCAUCUUGAAGUCUUAAAUGAUGUAUUGAUGACCUAUAAUAUGUAUAAUUUUGAUUUGGGUUAUGUUCAAGGCAUGAACGAUUUAUUAAGUCCAAUAUUAAUUGUUAUGGAAAAUGAAGUUGAUGCAUUUUGGUGUUUUGUUGGACUCAUGGAGCGAAUGGAACAAAAUUUUCAUAUGGAUCAAUCACAUAUAAAACAUCAACUUAGUAAUCUUCACACUCUCCUUCAAUUUAUUGAUGCUGAACUUGCGAAUUAUCUAGUUGAAAAUAAUUCAAGUAAUAUGUAUUUUUUCUUCCGGUGGAUGUUAAUUUGUUUUAAACGUGAAUUUUCAUUCGAUGAUGUUAUGUGUUUAUGGGAGGUCUUAUGGACAGAUAAUUUAUGUCAAAAUUUUGAAUUACUUGUUUGUUUAGCUAUUUUAAUUUCACAAAAAAAAGUUAUUAUGGAUUCAAAAUUUGGUUGUAAUGAAAUUCUUAAACACAUUAAUGAUCUUUCACUUAAAGUUCCAUUGGAACCAUUAUUAAAACAUGCUGAAGGUCUAUAUAUACUAUUGAAACAACAUCAUCAAUCAACACCUGGCCUGCCACCAUCGAUAUCAGCAAUUUUAUUUCCAAAUAAAAAUAAAAACUUUAGAAAACAAAACAAAAAUCAUGAUCAUGAUUCGGAUUCAGAUGCAACAUCAACAAUAUCAUCAGUAAAAUCUUCACGUGAACCGUCACCGACACCUAAUGUUGAACGAAAAGCGCGCACAAGAAAUUUAACUGAAUCACAUUCAAUUGAUGAAAAUGAUAGUGCCGUUGUUAGCCAUACAAAAAACAAUUAA
Molecule: messenger RNA, 2109 nt
Organism: Rotaria socialis
Lineage: Eukaryota; Metazoa; Rotifera; Eurotatoria; Philodinida; Philodinidae
Source: the annotation of a GenBank genome assembly